Messenger RNA from Salvia miltiorrhiza (redroot sage), 3148 nucleotides. RefSeq names its product polygalacturonase. Gene Ontology annotation, molecular function: polygalacturonase activity. NCBI's taxonomy places the organism in Eukaryota, Viridiplantae, Streptophyta, Magnoliopsida, Lamiales, Lamiaceae. The transcript is spliced from 3 exons. The coding region runs from base 111 to 635 and encodes 174 amino acids. The record is from RefSeq and is a predicted model, not a curated record. Gene Ontology annotation, biological process: carbohydrate metabolic process.
GAACUUGUGGAUAUGAAUAAAUAUGUAAAAAAAAAAUGUUGCAGAGGAAUUUCGUGAGGGAGAGAUUGAAAUAAUUGGUACGACACCCACAUCCACAUAUAUAUACAUAUAUGAGAAGCCCAAAAGUAGAAGAAUCGGAUAAGGUGAUGGCGGCGUUAUCAUCAGGUGCAAGAAUGAGUAGCAGCAGCAGCAGAGAUGAAGUUUACGUAGCAGCAGUGGCGCUCAAGGGCCCUGCUCAGCUUCUCUUUUCCACUGCCUACUCUCUCAAUUUCUGGGAUUUGCAGCAUUUCAUGGUCAUCCUCAAACACCGACACCAACACGAGGCUACAGUAUAUGAUUUUCAGCCAGAGGAUCCUGAAAACAUAUGGGUGGCUGCGGCUGCCUUGUCUCGUACAAAAAUACCCGGAGCUAUUCUGGUGAGGAAGCUUGCAAAACUUCCUAAGAGGAAAUGUUGGUUUGUAGGCUAUGCCAAAGCAGAUAUUGAUGAUGAUGCACUCCACAAAUUCAACCACACCUGGGACACUCACCUCGUCCUCGGCUCUCAUGAUUGUCGACAUUAUACUCAAGGCCUUGUGGAGCACCUCACAGGCAACAAAGCUAUACUAGACCAUCUCAAGCCAAAGGACUACUUCUAGACACACUUGCAUACAUGUACAUGUAAACUCACUCAUCAAAUUAAUUUAAACCUCAAUUCAAAAUUUCCAACUCUCUAUCAUAUAUUUGAUCAAUCAUCACCACAUUAACAUAUACAUCCACUACCAAGAACCAAAACCAAAUACAAAAGUAGUGGUCAGCUAGGGAAGAAAGAAAUGGAAAAGAAAAUACCUUGUUUAUUACAUAUGUAAGUGUAAAAGGGAAAUUAAACAGCGAUGGAUGACAUCUCACAUGAGGAUGGCGUAGCGCAAGCUGUCGCGAACCAUGAGAUGGGUGAGCUCCGACGAGGUCUGCGGCAUCUCGGCCGAGGCCCAGACGCCGUCGGGGCCAUUGAUGCGGGGGUGGGAGAGGCAAGAGAAGAGGGAGAAAGGAGCCAGCAGGAUGGCGCAGAGCAAAUGGUUCCAGCGCGACGCCGAUCUCGGCGCUCCCGCCGCCGCCAACUCCUCGUCGGCCACGCGAGAGGCAUUCUUCUUGCUCUUGAGCGAGAUGGCGGCCAUUAUUCUGCAGGUAACGCCCAUCUCUCUCAGCUGGAAUGGAUGAAUUUGUGGCCGGUUUUGGAGGAAGAAAGUAGUAAGAGCUGUAGUGGGUGAGUGGCAGUUGUUAUCAAAACACAAAUAAUGUUUAGUUAAUGGAUGAAUGCAUCUUUUCAACCCCACUCACACCACUCCUCUCUAUUCACUUUCACACGCCUUAAUCAUCAAUUAUUUCCCACUAACCUCCCCUCACUCUAUCCCAUCCAUCUCCUAUUUUACUUAUAUAUUUAUUUAAUUCGUUAUAUUCACUCACGUUUUAACAGUUAAUUCAAAACUCACGCUCUCCAAAUCUAGUGUAUAUAUACCAUUAAUUCCAAAAUAGACUAAUGGUAAACAAUGAAGAAAUUAAAUGACCAAAUUUAGAUUUUCCGCUUAAGUUGACCAAUUGACCAACAAUUGAAGAAGGCAAUCCAGCGUGUGUUUCUUUUUCCCUUUUAAGUACGAAAAUCAAGUUCCACCACAUAAUCCCCCCCUUAUAAAUUCACGAUACCGCAGUUUUUCAAAAUUAAACUACUAAAAACAGAAAACCCAAAAAAAAAAAAAUAAUAAUAAUAAUCCAUCCAUCCACCAUGGAUAAAAAAACGACAUUAUCAGUCGUUUUAGUUUUGCAGUUACUAUCAUUGGCCGCCACCUCCCAGACGGUGUUCGACAUAACAAAAUACGGCGCGACGCGCGGCGCAGACAUCAGCGAGGCGUUGAUGAAGGCAUGGAAAGACGCAAUCGCAUCAGCAACGGCGAGCCAGAUCCUGAUCCCGGCCGGCGACUGGACGUUGAGCCAAGCCCACCUGGCGGGCCCCAACAAGUCCCCCAUCAAUCUGGAGGUGAAGGGCACCCUCAAAGCCUACCCGGACCCUGCUAAGCUCCCCGUCAAGACCUACGAGUGGGUGACCAUCAACUACGUCAACUUCCUCACCAUCUCCGGCGGCGGCGUCUUCGACGGCCAGGGCCAGCAGGCCUGGAAAGCCAACGACUGCCACAAGAACUCCAAGUGCGCCAAGCUCCCCAUCAAUCUCAGCCUCAACUUCAUCAACAACUCCCUCAUCCAAGACGUCACCACCAAGGACAGCAAGAACUUCCACGUCAACUGCAUCUCCAGCGCCAACGUCACCUUCCAGCGCUUCACCGUCUCCGCCCCCGGCGACAGCGUCAACACCGACGGCAUCCACAUCGCGCGCAGCUCCAACGUCAGGGUCCUCGACUCCGUCAUCGAGACGGGCGACGACUGCAUCUCCAUGGGCGACGAGCUCACCGACGUCCUCAUCAGGGGCGUCAAGUGCGGGCCCGGCCACGGCAUCAGCAUCGGCAGCUUGGGGAAGAACGUGCAGGAGAAGGACGUGAAGGGGAUCACGGUGCAGGGCUGCACCUUCACCAACACCGACAACGGCAUCAGGAUCAAGACGUGGCCCUCCGCCCCGGCCACGCUCACCAUCUCCGACCUCCACUUCACCGACCUCACCAUGGUGAAUGUCAGCAACCCCAUCAUCUUCGAUCAGCAAUACUGCCCCUGGAACCUCUGCUCUCUCGACAAGCCCUCCGAGAUCAAGAUCAGCAAUGUCGAGAUCAUGAAUGUCAAGGGCACCAGCGCCACCGCCGAGGUGCUCGUCUUCUCCUGCAGCAGAUCGAAGCCCUGCGACAAUGUCAAGAUCGGGGCCGUUGAUCUCAAAUACAUUGGGCCCACGCCCGCCCCCACCACCACCAGAUGCGAAAACAUUAAGCCCAUCUUCUCCGCCACGCAGAAUCCCCCCGUCUGCUCCGGCCCUCCCGCUCAGCCGCAGCCCAAGCCUGCACCGGUUAAAUAAUACUGCAUAUAUAUUUUUCCUUUUUUUUCUAUUUUUUUUCUUUUUCUUAUCCCGCCAUAUAUCCUCUCAUAAAUUAUUUUAUUGAAGAGGCCAGGCCGAGGAUGAAUUGAUUCAUUAUUUCCAAUUUUAUUUGACCAAGUAGCUAGCUAGCUUUCAACACCA